Exophiala bonariae is the source of this 1104-nucleotide messenger RNA. RefSeq lists its product as uncharacterized. Gene Ontology annotation, cellular component: Golgi apparatus. Gene Ontology annotation, biological process: Golgi organization. The transcript is spliced from 3 exons. NCBI's taxonomy places the organism in Eukaryota, Fungi, Ascomycota, Eurotiomycetes, Chaetothyriales, Herpotrichiellaceae. Gene Ontology annotation, molecular function: protein binding. Bases 1 to 1104 code for a protein of 367 amino acids. The record is from RefSeq and is a predicted model, not a curated record.
AUGUUCGGAGCACUGAACCGUUUCAUCUCGCGGCUCGAUGCCGAACCUGCUCCCCGCCAGGCCGAUGCAGGACCUCAAGACUCGUCGUAUGGCUUUCAAGUGCUCCGAAAUGUAAACAAGGAACUCGCUUUGGAGCCGUGGUUCGAUUUCAUUAUCGGAAUCAACGGACAUUACCUCGACUCUCCGGAUCCCAACCUAUUCGCCACCGAAAUCCGCAACUGCGCAGGUGGAUUCUGCUCGCUGGACAUCUGGAGUGCGAAGGGUCAAAGAACGCACUCACUCACGGUCAACGUUCCUGCCUCCUCCGAUGCACUUGGGCUGAGCCUCCAGCUCGCACCAUUGAACUCCACCCAGAACAUCUGGCAUGUGCUCAACAUUCCCUCCUCACUCUCCCCCGCCCACCAGGCCGGCCUACUACCACACAGUGACUACGUUCUGGGCUCACCCAGUGGGACGCUAAAGGGGGAAGGGGCUUUGGGUGAGCUCGUGGAAGAUCAUCUCAAUCGAAGUCUGGUGCUGUGGGUCUACAACUCUGAAUUCGAUGUGGUCAGAGAGGUCGAACUGGUUCCUAGAAGAGGGUGGGGAGGUGAGGGCGCACUGGGUGCAGUACUGGGGUUUGGUGCUCUACAUCGACUACCUGUGGGAUUGGGAGAGGAGGUCCAGGCUCCGGGGGAGAACAUGUUCGAUGCGGACCGAAAAAGUCUCGAAAACGGGGCUCAGCCAGACUACUCAGGGAAUACUUUCCAGCCAGCUCCCGCACCCAUCUUGACACCACCGCCGAUGAUCAACCCCAAUGUUGCGCCUCCACCAUUGAUGAACCCCAAUGCACCGCCACCAGGUACAUCCAACCCAGCACGAGGAAGAAAAGGCAAACACCACGCUGCCUUGGGCGCCAAUCUCGGCUUCGACGACAUGUUUGCCGAGGGUGCGAAGAAGAGCGCCGAGCGAGAUCAUGCACCGUCAAGGAAGGGCACUCCGCUAGCACCGCCACCCCGAGCGGGAUCUGCGACCGCAACGUCCCAUUCUCUGACGCACGAAGACCAGAAUCCUUUGGAUCAGGAUGUCGACGACCUCGGUGAGCCUGGAGAGGCAGAAGAAAGUUGA